Molecule: messenger RNA, 648 nt
Organism: Cariama cristata (Red-legged seriema)
Lineage: Eukaryota; Metazoa; Chordata; Aves; Cariamiformes; Cariamidae
Gene: MSL3
Product: male-specific lethal 3 homolog (Drosophila)
Exons: 4
Biological process (GO): chromatin organization; regulation of DNA-templated transcription
Cellular component (GO): nucleus; MSL complex; NuA4 histone acetyltransferase complex
Source: RefSeq, a predicted model, not a curated record
UGUUGAGCUAUGUAAAGAGAUGGUGGAUGGGCUGAGAAUAACCUUUGACUUUACACUUCCAUUAAUUUUGCUCUAUCCUUACGAACAAGCUCAAUUUAAGAAGGUGACUUCAUCAAAAUUCUUUCUUCCCAUCAAAGAAAACUCAACAAAUACUAACAGAAAUCAGGAGGAGCUUUCCCCAAGUCCUCCUCUGUUGAAUCCGCCAACGCCUCAGUCAACUGACAGCCAGCCUACAACAGGGGAGCCAGCCACGCCAAAAAGACGAAAAGCUGAACCUGAAAUUCUACAAUCGUUGAGACGUUCUACACGCCAUAGCUCUAACUGUGACAGGUUAUCGGAAAGCAGUGCUUCCCCACAACCUAAACGACGGCAUCUUGAGACCCCAGCUUCUAUGCCAAAGCUCUUCUUACACCUGGAAAAAAAGACCCCUGUCCAUAGUGGAUCAUCUUCGCCUAUAACUUUGACUCCUAGCAAAGAGGGGAGUGCGGUUUUUACUGGCUUUGAAGGUAGAAGAAACAAUGAAUUGAAUGAGGUUUUGUCUUGGAAGUUGAUGCCAGACAAUUAUCCACCAAGUGAUCAACCACCACCUCCCUCGUAUAUCUAUGGAUCUCAACAUUUGCUACGGAUGUUUGGUAAACUGAUGCAAAA